Molecule: messenger RNA, 1582 nt
Organism: Anopheles stephensi (Asian malaria mosquito)
Lineage: Eukaryota; Metazoa; Arthropoda; Insecta; Diptera; Culicidae
Gene: Orc4
Product: origin recognition complex subunit 4
Exons: 2
Coding region: 73-1452 (459 amino acids)
Biological process (GO): DNA replication; DNA replication initiation
Cellular component (GO): nucleus; nuclear origin of replication recognition complex
Molecular function (GO): DNA replication origin binding; ATP hydrolysis activity
Source: RefSeq, a predicted model, not a curated record
UUGCGUGCAGAGGUUUGUUUACAAGCGAAAGCAAAUACCAUUCGCAAAUCGGAUUGAUCACAGCUGACCACAAUGCCGGGCGUUGAAACUGAGUUGGAUAUUACACGCCAGUUUCUAAAAUCUCGCUUGACCACGGACCGUGCUUCGUUUCACGGUUACGAAGCGGAACGGCAAAAUAUUCACGAUCUGCUGGAGCGUACCGCGGAACAUGGUGAAUCGAACAGUGCGCUGCUGUUGGGCCCGAGAGGCAUUGGAAAGACGAGCCUGGUUGUAUCGGUGCUGGCUGAGCUACUGACCAAAGCAACGUUCUACCGAAACUGCCUGAUCGUGUAUCUGAACGGACUGGUUCACAUUGACGAUCGACUGGCGCUGAAAUCGGCAACCGCUCAGAUGAAUCUCGAAAAUGCCGUCGACGGCAAGGUGUUUGGAUCGUUUGCCGAAAAUCUAGCCUUCUUGCUCGAGUGUCUUAAGGCGGGCGAUCGGAAGAAAUCGAAAAGCGUCAUCUUUCUGCUGGAAGAGUUUGACCUGUUCUGCUCGCACCACAACCAAACGCUGCUGUACAACCUGUUCGAUGUGGCUCAAUCGGCCCAGGCCCCGAUCUGUGUGCUUGGCAUUACGGCACGGUUGGAUGUGAUCGAGCUGCUGGAAAAGCGCGUAAAAUCACGCUUUUCUCAUCGGCAAAUAUUUCUCCUCCCGAACGAAGAUGAUUUCGCCGGACGGAUGGAACUGUUUGAGAGCUUGCUAAAGCUUCCCACCGAACAGGAGUUGCGGGCGUUUGAAGCGCAGCAUACUCCCAUUCCCAGUGAGGCACUUAACAAUGAAGAAUUUACACUGCUGAACCGCCUGUUUAAUCCACUGAACUUUAGCUUCUCGCCGAAAUGGGUAACGCAGUGGAAUCGGCAUAUCGAUAAGCUGGUCAAGAGUGCGGAAGUACAGACGGCACUGCAAAGGAUGUACGAUUUCGAUGUGCUGGAGGGUCCGUUCCGGAUGUUUCUGUUCGAGCUGGUUAGCGAGGUGGAUGAGCAGCAUCCCUGCAUUACCGUCGAAUUGGUACAGAAGCAUCUGGAAAGCUACGAAUCGGACCAUAAGGUGAAGCUGCUGAUGGGACUGUCGGUGCUUGAGAUAUGUUUGAUCAUUGCCAUGAAGCACCAUUCGGAGAUUUAUGAUCGGGAACCGUUCAACUACGAGAUGAUUCUGACGCGCUUUAGCAAGUGGGCCAACAGUAGCUCCACCAUGAAGGGCAUCGAGCGGCCCGUCGUGCUGAAAGCGUUCGAACAUCUAAAGCAGCUGGAGUUUAUUGCACCCGUCACUGGUGGAGGUUUGACGAAGGUGCAGAAGGAGUACCAGAUUCAUCGAUUGCUGCUGACGUACGGCCAAAUACAUCAGGCGGUCCAGCGGAUGGCGCUUUUGCCAACCGAAAUCACCCAGUGGGAACAGAGUUCGCUGGUGUGAGUGGAGUGGGAUCUCAAUAUCCACAACACCAUUUGAGAACUGAUAUAGUAUUUAUGAGAAAAGUGAUGGAAAAUGUAAAUAUUUUUUUAUAAAAUUUCAAACAUGAAAGUAAAUGAACCAAAAAAUCGAA